AUGAGCGCGGAGCCGGAUCACACUCACGACAAGAAGAGGGUGAACCUCAGUAGUGAUGCAUCUGGCGCCGAGAAGAAAGAGGUGAAUAUUUGCCAUCGCCCGCAACACAUUCCUGGCUGUAAUACUGAUCCUCUUUUGCUACAGGAGCUUGACACCGCGACAGCUAUCCUCAAGAAAAAGAAGAAGCCUAACUCUCUGAUUGUCACUGAUGCCGUCAACGAUGACAACUCCGUUAUUGCCCUUUCCAACAACACCAUGGAUACUCUCCAGCUCUUCCGAGGUGACACAGUCUUGGUCAAGGGCAAGAAGCGGAAAGACACUGUUUUGAUUGUUUUGGCGGAUGACGAUCUUGAUGACGGAAGUGCUCGUAUCAACCGCGUUGUUAGACACAACCUCCGCGUCAAGCACGGCGAUAUUAUCACAGUCCACCCUUGCCCUGAUAUUAAAUAUGCCAAGCGUAUCGCCGUUCUCCCCAUUGCGGAUACCAUUGAGGGUCUCACUGGGUCUCUCUUUGAUGUCUACCUCGCCCCAUACUUCCGCGAAGCCUACAGGCCAGUGAGACAGGGCGACCUGUUCACAGUAAGAGGAGGUAUGAGACAAGUAGAGUUCAAGGUCGUUGAGGUGGAUCCUCCAGAGUACGGUAUCGUCGCACAGGACACCAUCAUCCACUGUGAAGGCGAGCCCAUCCAACGAGAGGAUGAGGAAGGUAACCUCAAUGAGGUCGGCUACGAUGACAUUGGUGGUUGUAGGAAGCAGAUGGCACAGAUCCGUGAGUUGGUCGAGUUGCCCCUGCGUCACCCUCAGCUUUUCAAGUCCAUCGGUAUCAAACCCCCUCGUGGUAUUCUCAUGUACGGACCUCCUGGUACCGGUAAGACUCUGAUGGCCCGUGCUGUGGCCAACGAGACCGGUGCUUUCUUCUUCUUGAUCAACGGCCCCGAGAUCAUGUCCAAGAUGGCGGGUGAAUCUGAGUCGAACCUUCGCAAGGCCUUUGAGGAGGCGGAGAAGAAUUCCCCUGCUAUCAUUUUCAUUGACGAAAUCGACUCCAUCGCCCCCAAGCGCGAGAAGACCAAUGGAGAAGUUGAGCGUCGUGUCGUGUCUCAGCUCCUGACCCUGAUGGACGGCAUGAAGGCUCGCUCCAACGUUGUCGUGAUGGCAGCCACCAACCGCCCCAACUCCAUCGACCCUGCUCUGCGUCGAUUCGGUCGAUUCGAUCGUGAGGUUGAUAUCGGUAUUCCUGACCCCACUGGCCGUCUUGAGAUCCUGCAGAUCCACACCAAGAACAUGAAACUCGGAGAGGAUGUCGACCUGGAGACCAUCGCUGCUGAGACUCACGGUUACGUUGGUUCUGAUCUUGCUUCUUUGUGCUCCGAGGCUGCUAUGCAGCAGAUCCGUGAGAAGAUGGAUCUGAUUGACCUUGACGAGGACACUAUUGAGGCCGAGGUGCUCGACUCGCUCGGUGUCACCAUGGAGAACUUCCGCUAUGCCCUUGGUGUCUCCAACCCCUCCGCCCUGCGCGAGGUGGCUGUGGUCGAGGUCCCCAACGUUCGCUGGGAGGACAUUGGUGGUUUGGAAGAGGUCAAGCGCGAACUUAUCGAGAGUGUACAGUAUCCAGUGGACCACCCCGAGAAGUUCCAGAAAUUCGGUCUCUCGCCUUCUCGCGGUGUCCUGUUCUAUGGCCCGCCUGGUACUGGUAAGACCAUGCUCGCCAAGGCUGUUGCCAACGAGUGUGCUGCCAAUUUCAUUUCCGUUAAGGGUCCUGAGUUGUUGAGCAUGUGGUUUGGCGAGUCUGAAAGCAACAUUCGAGAUAUUUUCGACAAGGCUCGUGCUGCCGCUCCUUGCGUCGUUUUCCUCGAUGAGUUGGAUUCGAUUGCCAAGUCCCGUGGUGGCUCCGUUGGCGAUGCUGGCGGUGCCUCGGACCGUGUUGUCAAUCAGCUCCUGACCGAAAUGGAUGGUAUGACAUCCAAGAAGAACGUUUUCGUCAUCGGCGCGACGAAUCGACCUGAGCAGUUGGACGCUGCUCUUGUCCGUCCUGGUCGUCUUGACACUCUGGUCUACGUUCCCCUGCCCGAUCAGUCAUCGCGUGAGGGAAUUCUGAAGGCCCAGCUCCGGAAGACUCCCGUCGCUACCGAUGUCGACAUGGCCUUCAUCGCCAGCAAGACCCACGGAUUCUCGGGUGCUGAUCUUGGAUUCGUCACUCAGCGUGCCGUCAAGCUCGCUAUCAAGCAGUCUAUCACUGCUGAUAUCGAACGCCAAAAGCAACGCGAGGCUAAUGGCGAGGAUGUCACUAUGGAUGAAGAUGAGGACAUCGAUGAGGAAGACCCUGUGCCGGAGCUCACCCGUGCACACUUCGAGGAGGCGAUGAAGUCGGCCCGCCGGUCUGUCAGCGACGUGGAGAUCCGUCGUUACGAGGCAUUCGCGCAGAGCCUGAAGAACUCGGGAGCCAGCAGCUUCUUCCGCUUCCCGUCUGCCGGGGAAGUGACGGACAACAACACGUUCGGUGAAGCCGGCAAUGAUGACAGCCUCUACGAUUAA
Messenger RNA from Aspergillus tanneri, 2532 nucleotides. It is a transcript of the gene cdc48, whose product is annotated as AAA family ATPase CDC48. The transcript is spliced from 5 exons. The record is from RefSeq and is a predicted model, not a curated record. Gene Ontology annotation, molecular function: ATP hydrolysis activity; polyubiquitin modification-dependent protein binding; ATP binding. Gene Ontology annotation, cellular component: cytosol; VCP-NPL4-UFD1 AAA ATPase complex; nucleus. The coding region runs from base 1 to 2532 and encodes 843 amino acids. Lineage: Eukaryota; Fungi; Ascomycota; Eurotiomycetes; Eurotiales; Aspergillaceae. Gene Ontology annotation, biological process: retrograde protein transport, ER to cytosol; mitotic spindle disassembly; autophagosome maturation.